CACAGACGGAUACAGAAGAAAAGAGUAUUUUGUACAAAGUUUUCUUUGUGGAAAUUGCAAAUUACACUGGUCCUGAAAUAACGGAAUCAGAAUAUUUUGACCCCUAAGUUGAGAACUUGCAUGUUAUAUACGCAUUGAGGUUAUGUAUACCAUUGUCAAAUUCUAAGGAAAAAUCAUUUUAGGAUCAAUCAUGUGGUCUAGUAAAAUCAGCAGAACUUCCUUCACGACUCUCGAUAUUUACCGAAGAAUAACUCGAGGAGUAACUAAUCUAGCAAAAUCGAGACAAGCAUCUACCUCCGAUAUACAUUUGUUUAAAGUUGGAGAAAAGUAUCACGGAUUCGAAGCAAAACGCAUAGCAAGUAUUCCCGAGCUGAAAACGACCGCCUUGUACUUAUUACACGAGAAGACCAAAGCCCAGUACCUGCAUUUAUAUAGGAAUGAUUCGAAUAAUGUAUUUUCUGUCAAUUUACGAACGACACCGAUGAAUAGCACUGGUUUGCCGCACAUUUUAGAGCACACCGUGUUAUGUGGAUCGGAAAUAUUUCCUGUACGUGAUCCGUUUUUUAAAAUGUUAAACAGAUCUUUAGCUACGUUUAUGAAUGCUAUGACUGGACCUGAUUAUACAAUGUAUCCCUUCAGCACGUUAAACUAUACGGAUUACCUAAACUUGCAAAAAGUUUAUCUAGAUGCAGUAUUUAGACCACAACUAAAGGAACUCGAUUUUAUGCAGGAGGGUUGGAGACUCGAAAACGUUGAUCCGAAUGAUGUAAACAGCGAUAUUAUUAUCAAAGGAAUUGUUUACAACGAGAUGAAGGGAGUUUUUGCUUCAAACGACUCGAUACUUGGCCAAAAACUACAAAAUCUUAUUCUACCUUCUCAUACCUACGGAGUUAUAUCCGGUGGAGACCCACAAGAAAUACCAAACCUUACUUGGAACGAUUUGAAGAACUUCCACAAGCAACAUUACCAUCCGAGUAAUAGCAGACUUUUUUCUUACGGAAACUUUCCACUAUUACCUUCAUUGGAAUACAUUGAUAAAGAAUAUUUAAGCAAAUAUGCAUACUCACCCCCGACACAUACAGUAGUGCCCAAGGAGAAGAGAUGGGAGGCCGCAAAAAGAGAACACAUAAAAUGCCGUUAUGAUGUUUUGGGCGCCCCUUUCGAAAAGCAGAAUACAAUUUCAAUAUCGGUGUUAGCUUCUGACACUACGGACGCUUAUCAAACAUUAGUAGUUGACUUCUUGACAAAUCUAUUGAUAAAAGGACCGAACGCUCCUUUUUAUCAAAGUAUGAUCGAGCCUAAUAUUUCUGGGGGAUUCACUGCUAGCACUGGCUUUGAUAAUCAACCUCGAGAUGGAAUGGUUACAAUAGGUUUACAGUCUGUUAAAAAAGAAGAUUUUGAUAAAGUGAUAUCUAUUUUCGAACAAACAGUGGAUAAGGUUAUAGAAAAAGGAUUUGAACCCCAUCACAUUGAAAUGGUUUUGCACAGUUACGAACUGUCCUUGGCUCACGAAAGUAGCAACUAUGGUUUAGGUCUCUUAUUUGGUAUUUCUACGGCUUGGAAUCACACUGAAAACAUAAUAGAACAUUUACAAAGUAGGAAAUGGAUAGACAGAUUGAAACAAGACAUUAAAACAAAUCCGAAUUUUUUGCAAGACAACGUUAGAAAGAUUUUCAAAGAUAACCAACAUAAACUUAUAUUGACAAUGUCUGCAGACAAAGAUUUUGAAGCUGAAUUAGCCAAAGCAGAAAACCAGCUGAUUAAGCAAAAGACCAAAGGUUUGUCUAGUAAAGAUAAGAAAGUUAUUCAUGAAAAAGCAUUAGAACUACAAAAACAACAGAUGGAACCUACAAGAACUGAACUUUUACCAACUUUGUUAAUUGACGAUAUUAGUUCUGAUGUAGAAAAAGUUGAUAUGGAAAAAGUCUCUUUGAACAACGUACCCACCCAAAUCAACAAAGUGAAUUCAAAUGGAAUAGUGUAUUUUAAAGCAAUGCUCAACACAAAUUAUUUGUCUCCAGAUCAACAGAUGCUUCUACCUUUAUUCUGCUUCACUAUUAGUAAAUUAGGUACUGACAAGCUUAACUACAAAGAGUUCGAUAGUCUGAUAAAUAGAAAGACAGGUGGUUUGACAUUGAACAGUCAUAUUGGAGAAAGUUUAUACAGCUUGCACACUUACCAACCGAGUCUACUUCUUAGCAGUUACGCUUUAGAAAGAAACGUUGAAAGUAUGUGGGACAUUUGGAAUCAGCUAUUCACUAUGAGAGGGCUAAAAGAUGUCGACAGGUUUAAGAUGCUAGUAGAAUUGUACAUGUCAAAUUUGUCAAAUGGUAUAACAGAGUCUGGACAUGUAUAUGCAAUGCAGGCAGCUUCGAGUCUUGUCUCGGGAACUGCGUAUCAAGUGGAACUGUUGAGUGGUUUACAACAUAUAUCGUACAUGAAGAGUCUAGUCAGUACAUCCAACUACAAAGCUAUACUCAAAGAAAUUUUGAAUAUAGCUGAGAUUUUAUUUGACAAGAAGAAAAUGAGGGUUGCACUGAAUUUGACGCCAGACAAUCAAACAGAUAUUAUUCGUACUUACGAAAACUUCAUUGGCACUCUUCCACAAGCAACUGUUCCGCAUCUGCAAUCCGAAGACACUUACAUAGUCGGUGAUGUGUGGAGUCCUACUGAAGCUGUCAAUUGUCAACACCAUGUCCUCAACUUACCCGUCAAUUACUGUAGUAAAGCUGUACUCACAGUCCCGUUUACUCAUGCGGAUUAUGCGAAGUUAAAGAUCUUGAGUCGAUUGUUGUCAUCUAAGUAUUUACAUCCAGAACUCAGGGAAAAACAAGGAGCAUAUGGAGGGGGUGCGAGAGUACUAUCCGACGGAGUAUUUACUUUCUUUAGUUACAGAGAUCCCAGAAAUUUAGAUACGCUAGAUGUUUUUGAUAACACCUACAACUGGUUACGAUCUGAAAUAGACAAAAUCACUCCUCAGGACAUAUUCGAAGCGAAAUUAGGCGUUUUUCAGUCGGUUGAUACUCCAAUACCUCCAAGUUCGAAAGGAAAUGAAGAGUUUUUAAAAGGACUAACGACAGAUAUUAAACAGCGAUACAGGGCGGAAUUGUUGAGCGUUGGUAAGAAUGAUCUGACAGAGGUAGCUGAGAAAUAUUUGGGUCCAGCCAAUAUGUUACAGACGGGAAAGGUUGUACUAGGACCGAAGACUGAGCAAAUGGAUGUUAGUAAGAGAAAAGACGAAAUGUGGACCGUGGUUGAAAGUAAUCUGUAAAUUAUAAAUCAUUCUACCUUGUUUGUAUUGUUUCAAAUAUGUUAAGACUGUUUUUAUUAUAAAUAUAUUUUUCGUUACAAUAUA
Molecule: messenger RNA, 3355 nt
Organism: Diabrotica virgifera virgifera (western corn rootworm)
Lineage: Eukaryota; Metazoa; Arthropoda; Insecta; Coleoptera; Chrysomelidae
Product: presequence protease, mitochondrial
Exons: 3
Coding region: 191-3271 (1026 amino acids)
Biological process (GO): protein processing
Cellular component (GO): mitochondrial matrix
Molecular function (GO): metal ion binding
Source: RefSeq, a predicted model, not a curated record